CAAAGAAUCUAGAUUUGAACACAACACUGUUAUUGUAAAAAGCCAGGGCCACAACAUUACACACUACAGUAGUAACGUUAAAUUUUAAUUGAACAUGCAAACAUUCCUGUAUACUGUUACACCUUGUUCUUACGUAGCAUGCAAACCAAGUACUAUUCUAUUUUGGUGGAGCAUAAUCCACUCCAACACUUUAAAUUUAGUAAAUAGACUAAAGCAGUAAAUGACCAUGUGCUAGGCGAUUGAAGAGAUUCUCUUGGGUGCAUCUAGCAAAAAGUCCAAGGAAGAUAAUGAAGAAGCACCUCAAGAAAAUAUUCUUUGUGCUGAUGUUCCUAAGUCUACUCGGGAGGUAGGAACGCAGUAUGACCUGGAUGACAUACUGGGAAACUUCGAUGACCAUUCUUACUCCAUACACACGUCAUCACCAGUCAGGGCAGUAACAGCAGAUAUAACGGAAGUCAAAUUUGAUGUCAGUCGAAGUCAGUUUGCAAUCACGGAUGAUAGCCAAGAAGUUCUUCCAGCUAGUCAAAAAAGUGAAGCAUCAGAAGUAGAGACUGCCCUAGACAGGGACUUUGAUCCAUCGUUCAGUGUUCAUACCAGUGAUUCUAAUCAAAGCCUGUCUGAUGUCAUUGAUUCUGAGCCUGACAACUCAACUCUUUCAACUGAAAGGACCAAUUCUACUGAUGUUUCAAAAAAUUAUUGUUUUUAAUGACUGCCUUCAAGAACUGUUUCAGUUUUGUCCAGUCGGUGGCUCACCUGUCGUUAGCCACACUCAAUUCUGCACAGGUACACUCUUAACAGUGAACAUCAUCUGUUCCAAAGGACAUGAAAGGCAAUGGAGAUCACAACCAUCCAUUACAGGAAUGCCUGCUGGCAACCUGAUGGUCUCUGCAGCAAUUUUGUUUUCUGGAGAAACUUACAGUAAAAUUUCUCACUUUGCAGAAAUUCUAAAACUACAGUUUUUGUCAGAAUCAACAUACUACAGAAUACAGGAUGAGUAUGUUUUGCCAGUUACAAAUGAUGCCUGGAAGAAACAUCAACAAGAAAUUUUGAAGUUUGUAAGUGGACCACUUUCAAUUAUUGCAGAUGGAAGAUGCGAUAGUCCAGGGUAUUCAGCUAAAUAUGGAACAUACACCAUUAUAGACCAAAACACAGACAAGAUACUUGACUUUCAGUUGGUUCAGGUGGGUGAAGUUGCCAACUCUAUUGCUACGGAAAAGACAGGACUUGAAAGGUCACUUCAAUAUUUGUUGAAUGAAGGUCUUUCCAUACAUCAAUUAGCUACAGACAGACAUCCACAAAUCACUAGCUUUAUGCAGAAACACUAUCCAUCAGUUGAACAUCAGUACAACAUAUGGCAUGUCUCUAAAGGGGUUUCUAAGAAGCUCGCCAAACAGGGAAAGCAAAAAGCUUGUCAGAGCCUCCUUCCAUGGAUACCAUCAAAUUUGCAAUCAUUUGUGGUGGUGUGCUUCAUCUUGCCAUGGUAACAGAGAAAUCCUGAAAGAGAAAUGGAUGUCUAUUCUUCAUCACAUUUCUGAUGUACACACUUGGGCUAGUGCAAACCACUUUCUAGAAUGUGCCCACCAGCAACUUUCUGAGGAAGAGAGACAAGGCAAGGAGUGGUUAAAAAAAGGUUCUCCUCCUCAUGAAACAUUGAAGUCAGUUGUCCUUGACAAAAAUUAUUAAAAGAUAUUGGCAAACUUAAUCAAUUUUGUCAUAAUGGAAUACUUGAAGUGUACCACUCCCUUAGGUACAGUACUGUUCCAAAAGGCUGCACUUUGGCUACAAAGGAAUGAUUGCUCGAACCCAACUGGCAGCUCUGGAUCACAACAAUAAUGUCGACAGAAGCCAAGCAACAACAGCCCAUGAACAAAAGAGGUACAAAGUUGUCUUUCCUAAAGCCAAAAAGCAAUGGAUUGCAAAACCCAUAAUGGAGACAAAGUCCUAUGGAUACCUUAAUGAUAUGCUAGCUGCAGUUCUUGAAAGAAGGAGCACUACCCACAAGUCACUGAAGACUACGAAAGCUUAUCCACCACAAGCCUCUAUACCCCCUAAUAUUGCAACAUGCCCUAGACCACCAAAGGAAACGGUUAUAGAAAACUACAAAAGCAGAUUCUGAUACUAGCUAGCUAAAAACUUUACACUGGCCACUGUGGCCCAUCACAACUUUCUUGAAAUCCAAUAUAUUCCCCCGUUUCUUCAGGAAAGUGCCCUCUGAUAGAAGUCACAACACAUGAUGGUAUCACUCUUCUCACUCCCCUGCCCAUAUUCCUGUGUACCCAGUAUGUAAACUGGCGGUAAGAUGUCAACCUCAGCAACCUGGAAUGUCAAGUAUUUACAUUACACAAACGACUUCGAUCAGUACGCUCUACCA
Messenger RNA from Corticium candelabrum, 2371 nucleotides. RefSeq lists its product as uncharacterized. The record is from RefSeq and is a predicted model, not a curated record. NCBI's taxonomy places the organism in Eukaryota, Metazoa, Porifera, Homoscleromorpha, Homosclerophorida, Plakinidae. The coding region runs from base 621 to 1484 and encodes 287 amino acids. The transcript has a single exon.